AUGUUAGCUCAGUUAGCAGGACCCUGAAGUUGCGUUGUGUGUGAAUGGAGCAGAGGAGUGUUGGUUUUAAAAAUAUCAAAUAUGUCGACGUGAUAUUUCAUUAAACCGGUAACAACCAGUCGGUGUUCUUCUUCGUGAGUCGUCGAGGGGACGACGGGACGUUUCAGGGGACGACUUCACACUUUUUGAACCUCAGGGGAGGAAAGAAAACCUCAAACUGAAGCUAACGAUAAGUAGCCACCAUGUCGUGGGAAGAAAUGUCUUGUUGUGUGGCCUCGCCUCUGCGUUCACUCCUUCCCCGUCUCUCUGCUCUCUGAUCCGGACUAAAACAAGCACAGGUGACUGUCAAUGCAGGUAACCGUUAGCCUCAUCGACUAGUCGACGCGGUUCUUGUACUUCGGCUCGUUAGCUCGGGAGCCAUGGCGGACAGCUUCGGUGACCAGAGCAGCGGCGGUGCCCUUGGUUUAGGCGUCACCGGACAGGGCAGCGGGACGUCUCUGCUGCCGACUUUGGUGAACUCUCUGCCGGGGGGACACUCAGCAGCCGGCGGUGCUCACUCCAACUCCAGCCCGGCCUCCCCUCCUCUGGCCGCGGCCGCGCACAGUGGCCUAACCGCCUUGGUGGCCCCCAUGUCCGCUGUCACCGCAGCCGGGUUUGGAAGCACCUUCACCCCCGGCUCUUCUCCACCGGCCACCGUGCCUCUGUCUCCCAACGUGCACUCCUCAUCCCCCAUACCCGGGGUCGGGCUAGGGGUCGCCGGGGUGGCUGGGGUGGCAGGAGCGGGCCUCCUGUCCCAAAUCCACGCCACAUCCUGGGACCCGACCCUCAGCACGGACUGGGACAACGAGAAGGCUUCCCAGCAGUGCAUCCUGAGGAUAAAGAGGGACAUCAUGUCCAUCUACAAGGAGCCUCCACCAGGGAUGUUUGUCGUCCCUGAUCCUCAAGACAUGACCAAGAUCCACGCUCUGAUCACAGGGCCGUUCGACACGCCAUACGAGGGCGGCUUCUUCCUCUUUCUGUUCCGCUGCCCUCCGGACUAUCCCAUCCACCCGCCGCGAGUCAAACUCAUCACCACCGGUCACAACACGGUCCGCUUCAACCCCAACUUUUACCGCAAUGGAAAAGUCUGCCUCAGCAUCCUGGGGACGUGGACAGGUCCAGCAUGGAGUCCAGCUCAGAGUAUUUCCUCUGUCCUCAUCUCCAUCCAGUCUCUGAUGACGGAGAACCCGUACCACAAUGAGCCCGGCUUUGAACAGGAACGUCAUCCAGGUGACAGUAAGAACUACAACGAGUGUAUCCGUCAUGAGACCAUGAGAGUGGCAGUGUGUGACAUGUUGGAGGGAAAAGUCCCCUGUCCAGAGGCUCUGUGGAGCGUGAUGGAAAAGUCCUUCCUGGAAUAUUAUGAUUUCUACGAGGGAGUGUGCAAAGAGAGACUUCAUCUGCAGGGACAGAACAUGCAGGACCCGUUCGGUGAGAAGCGCGGCCGUUUCGACUACCAGGGCCUGCUGACUCGCCUCGGCGCCACCCACAGGCGCAUCAGAGAGAAGAGCCUGGCAGAGGACAACCACAAGAACGACGACUCAGACUCAGACACCAGCUCCUCAGGGACUGACCCCGACAGCCAGGGCAGCUCCCAGCCCUGACUCCCCUCCCCCGCCCCCCACACACACGGUCCCUGCACGGUGCUCGACUCAACGCCAAGGACUACAAAGACAAAGGCACCUCUUUUUUGUUUUGUUUACAGUGGAGGAAGAAAAUCACUGCAGAGAUUUAUGCGCCUGUGUUUCAGGCUUUAUUGAGUCCGGGGGAUUUUAGAGGAAUCAGGCUUCUGUUGCUCAGAUGUUUCCAGAAAGAGAAGAGUUGGCCUCUUCACAAUGAGAAGUGAGCUUCAUCCACUUGUCGUAUGCUGGAAUAUUAAUCCUGGAGCGGUGUGUUUGUGCUACUUAUGUAGCUAACCAGCUGUCACUUUGAAGCUGCACAAACGCCGGGAAGAUUUUGCGACCAAUCGACCGUUGUUGCUCCUCCUGGAUACAGAGAGUUUGUUUCAUGGCUCAAACAUUUGAAAGCACUGCAGAGACAGAUUAAAGAGGUAUCAGAUUUUGAAGCUCAAGCAGAAAAAAAGGAGCCUAAAUGGAGAAAGUCGAGGUGAUUGGGAGUCGAAAACAUCGGAGCAGACUCGUCUUUCAGAGUAGCCGUGUUCACUUUGAUUCAAGAGGAGAGGAAUAAAGGUCGGGAGGACGUUUGAGAGAGUGACACUUUGGCUUUUUUUCGAGUCCUGUGCCUUGUGUGUCCUCCGGGGCCCGGUUUGAAUCCGCUCUUUUCAACCGGACCUGAAACAACCAGACCACGUACGUCAUCAGCAGCUCUGAAAAACAGUGAUUCCUGUGUGUGAUUCAAAAAGUUCUGCUUUUCUUUUCCCCCCUCGUGCUGUUGAAAUCUGUUCACCAGAGAAGAAGCCGUCAGUUUCGUCGUCAUCCACCUGUAUUCCCUUUUUGUUGUUCUGCUGUUUCUCUCAUUGUUGUGCUGGAACCGAUGCUGAUUUGCGGUGUUGACGGUGCAUUUAUUUUACGUGUUAAACCUCUGCUGUUCUUUAGGUUAAAGGCACUCGUGAUCAUCCCGUUUAUGAGUUAAUCAAAGUAGGUUAUUGGGAACAAACAGAGGCAAGAAAAAGCAACUUCCCACAUGUUCACUCUCCUCGCUCUUAAUGAGGAUUUAGUUUCAUGACAACAGAUGUCAAAUGAAGGGUUUGCACUGCUCUGGAAAUGGUUUCUUCUCGAUCUGAUUUAAUACUUAAAGAUGGCGUUUGCUGAAUAAACAGAUAAUUACUGUACUCCAACCAAUUUGUCAAUUUAGACCCAUGCUUUCCUCCACUAGAUGUCAGCAUCUGCAACUGUUCCUCAUGCAAAGAAUGUGUGUCUGUGUUUUUGAUGCAUAACAGGAAACAAAAAAAAUCAACUUAAAACAAACUUCUUAACUAGAACAACUUACACAUUAUAAAUAUAAUUUAAAAAAAGAUAUACAAUAUUGUAUGAUAUUUACAUUAGGUUGUCCAGAAAGCUGUACAGACUCCCAGCAAUGUAUAAGAUGUUGCUAAAAAAAAAAGACAAAAUCACAUCAAAGGAGUGAAAUAAGAUGAGAAAUCAAUCAGAAACCAGGAAGUCACCGGUGAGAUCUUUGACAGGCAACAGGUUGAGAUUUUUCCAGUCCGGGUUUGACUACAAAUGAAACAAAUAUAACAUCAUUUUUAAAAACUUCUGCAGCUGUAGGGCUUAAAAAAAUGUGGUUUUAAAAGUGAAAAGUAUGAAUAAUCGUAAAUAUUAAAAAAACCUGGGAGGGAGCAGAGGUCUUGUGAUCAUCCAAUAAGGAGCUGAUUUCCAGAAAGGUGACCAGGAGAGCUGUUAGGAACAUAGAAAAAAAAUAAAAAAGUCCUGAUCGUCACUAAAUAUGAUGAACAUCCUGAACUUGUACAGAACUAAAGCUUGAGCUCAUCCAGAGAUGAUCAUUUAAACAUGCUGAUUGGUUCAUGUCUUCAGACGAGCUCCCAUAACGCUUCAACAAGUCACGAUGGAAUCAUUAAGGUUCAUUAAGCAUGAUAGAAAAAAGAAAAAAACACCCGGACAUGCAGACACUCAACGUUUUAAUAAUAAGCUAUGCACCUGUACGGAAGCCCUGAGCGGACAUGUUCUCGUGCAUCUGAUUUAUUUAUCUAAUGAUGUGUACGGUCCAGUUUGCUCCUCUCCAGGUCUCAAAGCUGGUUUCUCCGAAAUAAUGAGUUCAGUUCAGUUAUCUCGACUUUAAUAUCUUCACCUCCUGAUACUGAUGAUGCUUUCCCUGAGAACUCGGAUUAAGCUUCUCGUUAUCUCGGGCUAACGGCGCUCUUGAUCCUGUGAUAAUGGAUUCAUUCAUCUCAUCAUCUCGAGGUAACAAACCCUUUAGUUUUCUGGAGACCAAAACUCUUAAUUUCCCUGUGAUAAGAUAAUUGAAGCUCUCUGAUUAUCACAGCUGGUUUCCUUGUUAAAACGGAUUAGUGUAUCUCGUCAUCGCGAGGUAACAAAGCCUGUUUUCUAGUGAUAAUGGGAUGAUUUCUGGCGAUCUAGAAAACAAAACAAUAGGUCGGUCUACUACAUGACAUGCCCUGCACACACCAAUGAGGUGAGACGAGUCUUUUUGUGUGGUUUGGUUUCGUGCUUUGAAACUCUGAAGGUGCAAAAUAAAUAUCGAGAUCUGGAGAAAACGAUCAGAAAGUAUCUGUUAUCGAGGGAAAAUGUAAUAAAUGUGCUGAUGCAUGUCCUCUCAGGACUUCUGUAAGAAUAAACAAAAUGUGUGAGUGCUCCUUUUAUUCCAAAUACAGACUGGGCAUAACAGACUUCUUAUGCUGUUUUCUAAAGCUUCCCAUCAUAAUUAGACACUGUUUGAGUGUUUUUCAUGUUGUGUAAUUCCUUUCUUCCUGCUGUUGUCCUCCAGUGUCCGCCUCUCGCUCCUCUCGCUCUCCAUGUCAGUUUGCUUGACUCGUAUAGGGUCACUAACAGUCGGCAUUCCUUUUGAUUUGUUUUAUAAUUUUAUCAUAGGGUGAGAUGAGAAGCGAACUAUAGCGGACUUGAUGUGAUUGCCAAAUUAUUGAUUGCAGCUCUUCUUUAGCAUGGAGGUGAAGAGGUCAUGUUCCCCCCCUCCCUGUUUGGUUGUUGUUGUGUUGUGCUUCAUUAAAGCCUUGAAAACUGACAGGCGUGGUCAUGUUCAGGUCUUGGAAAUGUUGCUGUUGUACAAAAGUUCUGGAGGUAUAAAAAACAAACAAAAUAAAAAAUGUUGUUCAGUCCUGA
Molecule: messenger RNA, 4817 nt
Organism: Labrus bergylta (ballan wrasse)
Lineage: Eukaryota; Metazoa; Chordata; Actinopteri; Labriformes; Labridae
Gene: ube2z
Product: ubiquitin-conjugating enzyme E2Z
Source: RefSeq, a predicted model, not a curated record